Molecule: messenger RNA, 3402 nt
Organism: Closterium sp. Yama58-4
Lineage: Eukaryota; Viridiplantae; Streptophyta; Zygnematophyceae; Desmidiales; Closteriaceae
Source: the annotation of a GenBank genome assembly
AUGGAUAAGUUCAAGGACAAGCUGAAGCUGCGUACGGCGGCGGGGGCCGAAGGUAGUGGUUCUAUGUUAACACCUGGCGGAGGUGGCGGAGCACGGACGACCAAGGGCGGCGAUCAAGGAAAGCGACUCUUGUCGCAGUCGGCCGUUAACCGUUGGCUUAAAGUGAAUACCCAAGACGUUACUAAGUGCGCCGACGCGGUUCACAAGCUACUAGAGGAAGGCGCGGACUCGUUCGGCAAGCGCGCCGAGCUGAUGUACGCGCGCCGCCCGGACAUCCUGCAGCAAGUCGACCUGCUGCAUAGCCGUUACUUGACUCUCGCCGCGCGCUACGAGCAGCUAUUCGUCACCUCGACGCACUACGCCGCCGCCGCCGCCGCCGCUACUGCGAACGCGGCGGCUGGAGAAGACGGGCAGGCUGAUUUGUUAUCGCCGAUGAUUAGCCCUAACUCGUCCUCCGCAAAGCUUGCGGAAGAUGCGGCUGCGGCGGAGGGUGCGGGGAAGGAAAAGGGCGGCGGGAGGUUUGACUUCGGGCAGGAUCCCGACGCUAUUGGGAUUUUUUUGGGGCAGAUUUUGGGCAGCUUGGAGAAAGGACUGGAGGAGGAAGACGGGGAAGGCGCAUGGAAGGGGCUUGUCGAAGCUUUGUCCGAACAGAGGUCGGUAGGGGAGGAGAACGGGGAGGAGAGUAAGGAGGAGGAGAAACGUGAGGAGGACGCGCAAGCGAAGGCGGCUGACGUGUCGAAAAUAGCGCUGGCGCGGGAAGCGGUGGGUCGUGCUAAGGAGCAGCUCGAUGCGCUCUUUCGGCGCGUUAAAUCCGCAGCGGAGGAGGAGGAAGCGCUGAGGCAGAAGCUGGCCUCGUUAGAGUCACUCGAGGAGGAAAACGCAAUGCUGAGGGAGAUCGUGGAGGGGGAGGCGGAAACCGGCGCGGGGGGAGAGGGGGGUGCGGACGGCGCGGCUGGGGGCGGAGGCGCGGUCGCGGGUGCGGGCGGAGGGGGGAGUGGGAAGGCGGGAAUGCGAGACGAUGAGAAGAACGUGGCGUUAGAAGUGGAGGUUGGGCAGUUGCGGAUCAGGAAUAUGGAUCUUAAGCUGAAGUUAGACCGUCUCACGGCCGCUCUUAAGGAGUCUCGGGAGAGGGAAGCACAAGCCGCGAUUGCACUGGAGAAGCUGAAGGAAGAAUGGGGGAAGGCCGGGGGAGGGGGAGAGGGAGAAGAAGCGGAGGGCGUGGGCGGUGGGGGGGAGGUUGGCGGGGAUGGAGGGAGUGAGCAGGAGAAGGGAGGGGAGGCGGAGAAGGGGGAGGAGGAGAAAGCGGAAGGCGAGAAGGACGGGAAGGAGACGGAGGAGGUGGCAAAGGAGGUUGAGGCGGGGCAGUGGAGGAUAAAGCAGAUGGACCUGCAGGUGACUAUAAAGAAGCUGCGGGAGGAGCUUAAAACGAGCAAGGAGGAGGUUGCUCAGCUGAAGGCUCUGCAGCAGCAGCAGGACAGCCAAGAAGGCGGGGGGAGACAGGAUAUGGAAGAGCGUAAGGUUGGGGGAGGGCUGGGAAGUGAUCUGGCUAGUCCGACUGGCAGCGAUGUUUCUGUCGCUUCUUCCGCUGGUGCCUCUGACGCCGCCGCCGCCGCCGCCGCCGCCGCCGCUUCCGCCUCUGCGCUUCCCCCUACCCCCUCUGCGGCCAUCCCCGCGCCAUCGACACCCGGAGGGCGCGCAUUGACGCGCGUGCCUUCUGGUUCGGGUGCUAAGAGGAUGUGGGUCAUGGGGGGGCGAAUGAUGCCUGCAGUUGAAGCUUCUGCGAGCUCGGAAAGCAAGGAGGAGGAGGAGAGCCGGGCAGCUGUGAAAGAAAAAGAUCAGUACACGGUGGGGCUGGAGGUGGAGGUCGGGCAGCUGAAAAUAAAGAACGGGGAUCUGAAAAUGAAAGUGGAUAAGCUGCAGAAGGAGACAAAGGAGCUACAGGAGCAGCUGGGGGCGGCUAAAGAAGAGCUUGAAGUGUGGAAGAGGGAUGGCGUCCUGAAGGGUGUAGUAGAUGAGAAAGAGAAAGAGAUAGAAGCGCUAAAGAGGGAGGUGGAGGAGGGGAAGAGGCAGGCGAGCGGGGCUGCAGAGCGCAGGGAGCAGGCAGAGAGCGCUGUGGCGCUAGACGUUGAAAUGGGGAAGCUUCGUAUGAAGAACAUGGAUUUGAAAAGCAAGGUGGAGAAGCUGCAGCAACAGGUGAGGGAGCAGAAGCAGCAGCUGGCGGGAUUAGGCCAGGGCGGGACAGGCGGAGGGGACGCGGGAGAGACGGUUGAUGCUGGCAGUGGUGGUGGCAGUGGUGGGUCAUCGGAGAAAGGCAGGGUGGUGAGUAGAAGUUAUAGUUGGAAGGGAGGAGCAGGAGGAGGGGGAGGAGGGGAUCAUAGUGCUGGAGGAGAGGGGGGAGAAGUGGCCAAGUUGCAAGCUCAGGUGAGGGACUGUGAGAGAGCAAAGGCACUUCUAGAGGAGGAGGGGAAGAGGAAGGAUGAGCGGAUAAAGCAGCUAGAAUCCGAAGUAAAGUCAAAGGCAGUCGAGAUGGGGAUGCUGAAGCGGAACAUGCAGCGGGUAGAAGGCGAACUGAAGGAUCUGGGUGCGGCUUCUGCCAGGAAGGAGAGCGGGAGAGGGAAGUGGGGCGCAGUUGGGAAGGUAACCACUGCGGUUGCAGCAGCAACAGCUAUAGCUGGAUCAGGAGCAGGAGCAGGAGCAGGAGGGGGAGGAGGAGGAACGGCGGCACGGACAGCAAGCGUGGAUGGUGACCUGGUUGUGGUUCAUGAUAAGCCAGGGGAUGAUGAAGCAGCAGGGCCAGCCGCUGAGCCCGAGCAGGUGCUUGGCAAGGGAGGAAAGAGCGGGAGCGGGAGUGGGAACGGGAGUGGGAGUGUGGACGAGGCACGGUUGGCAGCGUUAGAGGAGGAGGUGGUGCAGCUGCGAUCGGCACUGAAAGCGGCGACACAGAAGGUGCAGGUGCUGCAGCCCAUGGCUGCUCUGAACGAGAAGCUGGUGAAAAAGCUGCAAGUGCUGGAGGAGGAGAAGCGGGCACUCCAGGACUUGCUAGAGCAGGUGCUGGAGAGGCGGAGGAGGAGAAGCACCGGAGGAGGAGGAGGAGGAGGAGGAGGAGGAGGAGGAGGAGGAGGAGGAGGAGGAGGAGGAGGAGGAGGAGGAGGAGGAGGAGGAGGAGGAGGAGGAGGAGGAGGAGGAGGAGGAGGAGGAGGAGGAGGAGGGGAGCGAACGGUUGUGAGUGUGGAGGAGGAGAGACGGCGGCAGGAGUUGGUGCAGAGACUGAGGGAGAAGGGCCUGGUGGUGGAUGAUGUGGAUGAUCUCUGUGAUGAUGAUUUUGGUGAUGGGCCUGGCCCGGGGUUUGGGCUCUUCUCGUGCUUGUUCCAGAGCCGAGGCAUGGCCCGGCUCAUGCACUGA